Drosophila melanogaster (fruit fly) is the source of this 748-nucleotide messenger RNA. RefSeq lists its product as uncharacterized. The record is from RefSeq and is marked reviewed. The transcript has 2 exons. Gene Ontology annotation, cellular component: mitochondrion. NCBI's taxonomy places the organism in Eukaryota, Metazoa, Arthropoda, Insecta, Diptera, Drosophilidae. The coding region runs from base 151 to 528 and encodes 125 amino acids.
UCUUGUCAGCUGUGUGGUGCUGUUGUUUUUCUUUCAAAUUUAAAGUCAUGUCGUAACCCGAACCGACUUCAAAACAACACAACCCGACAGCCAAAUUCCUAGUGCAGGCAUUUUAGGCGGAAAUCUCCAGCGGCAGACCGGUGCCCAGUCAUGUCGACCGCUUCGCGAGUGACUUUGGGACUGGCGGUCUCCAUUUCCACAGCGAUCAUAGGUUAUGUGCACUAUAAACAAUCGGCAGACCGCCUGAGACUGCACGAUGGUGUCCUGAGGGACGUUGAGCAGCAACAACGGCGCAAACACGAGAAUACCUACACGCUGCAGCAGCAAAUAGACAUGACCAAGCAACUGAAAGCCAGGGAGGCGUCUAGCAACUCCUCUGACACGCCCGUACCUCCAUCGACGCAUCGCGCACAGAGUAAUCUUCAAGCGGAGAAGCCAGCAGUGCAAAAUGAAGGCGAGGCUUUCAGAGGUGUUCCUCAGGGUGGAACGACUAAUCACGAUGGAAGCCCGCCAACUGACAUAGCUUGAUCACAAAUAUGCCCCUAAAUAUGCACCUAUUAAAAUCUAAGACUAAGUCGGGGAAAACAAGAAUUUCGUUGUUCAAAUGUACGCAUUUUUGAAGAUUUUAAGAUUUCGUCUUAAGACAGUUGACAGCAUCAUUUACGCUGUUGAUCGUUUUCAGUUGGUGAAGCCAUCUGCGCAUGGAAAUAUAAUUAAAACAACGUGGUAAGAUUCAAUCUUACAAAGC